This is a messenger RNA of Xyrichtys novacula (pearly razorfish), 5195 nucleotides long. NCBI's taxonomy places the organism in Eukaryota, Metazoa, Chordata, Actinopteri, Labriformes, Labridae. The record is from the annotation of a GenBank genome assembly.
GACUACGUGCAGAGCGGAUAAAGUUGUUGAUGUUGAGUUGGCAGUUUGGCUCUAGCGUAGGUUUCUUUAGCUGUAAUAUUGCCUCCAUUUGGUGGCUUUGCUGAUGCUUUAUGCAUUUUAAAUUCCAAAUCAAGGUUACGCGUUUGAAGCUCACAGGUUUCUGAUGCUAAUAUGGUGUGUUAAGCGGUCGCCAAGCAGUGGUGUAGCCGCAGUUUGGGUUCACCUCAGUCCAUUAGCUUGCACGCUUAUCCAUAUUAGGCUGCACUCGGACUAACUUUAAACUUUGGACGUUUUUUGUAACAAUAAUUAAGUUUAUUUUAUUUUAUUUUUUUCAUAAGGAGAGCGAAUGAAGUUGUCGUCAUGACAAUGCGGAGAGGUGAGUCAUUUUUGGAUUAAAUUUGGCUAAUUUGCAUUUGCAAUUCAUUGUUGCUGUUAAGUCUGGGUGGAGUACGCAGAGGGAUCCCUUUAGUCUGCAGCAGCCGUCUGUUAUCACACACAACAAACGUGUGGCUUUCACACUUCAACAGCUGACGGUGAGGUUACCGUGUGAAUCUCGUUUGCUUUUAACAUUUAACUCUCUAUGGUGCCUUUCAGUAAACGUGGUCAUCCUUGUGCUGCUGGCUGUGGCCUUUCUGAUCAUAGUUCAACGUAAUCUUCUCAACCUCAGUGACUUUUUACACAAGGAACAUCCAGGUAUCUUUGUAUUUGGAGAUGGUAAAAGUACACUGAAAAUUGUCUCUAUAAUUAAAUGAAACCAUGGAAGUAAUGUGUCAAACCCUUCUCAUGUUAAUGUCCAGAUGCAGGGAUGAUUCUGCCCUUUGAGUCUGAGCUGUCUCCAGACAUCAAACUGGAGCUUGUGAGGAAAGGAGAGGAGAUCCCUGUUCUCAUCACAGCAUCAGAGGAGAGGCUGGGCGCUGUGGUUGCUGCCAUGAACAGCAUCUACCAGAACAGUAAAGCCAAUGUCGUCUUCACCAUUGUGACCCUAAACGACACAGCAGAUCACCUACAGUAAGAAAACAAAGCAAGUGUGUUGGCCACUUAUCUUGCCAACAUCUUGACUUUGGCAUGUUUAUUUAAGAGCUGCUUAUCAGGACUGAGAGGAAUCUAUGCUAUUGCCAUUCGUGAUGGGCACGGCAGUUCUUUUAGAUGUACUGAAUCACCGAGAUCAAGUUGUUGUGGUGGCAAUUUAGCAGUAAAAAAAAAAAAAAAGGUAGUUUUGUCUGACAAACAUGAUUCCAGAGAGUGUAGUUCAAUGCGUGAUUUGUUCACCAAGUGAUUCAGGCAUCAGUGUAUGUGCAUGGUUCCUCGUUUGCCGGCUGCUGGCCUGGCAAUGCUGUUUCUCACUUCAGCUCAACUGAAGUAUAUUCACUUAAAAGAUUUGGUUUUUUUGAACGACUCGUUCGCGAACGACUCAACACUAAUUGCCAUUGUUUCCCCUGCUUAUAGUUUGACAACACUUUUUAUCUUUUUUUGCCUACAGAUUGUGGCUGAGUAAGACAAAGCUAAAAAAUGUCAAUUACAAGAUAGUUAUAUUCCAGCCAGAGCUCCUCAACGGAAAGAUAUCCAAAGAUCCCCAGAUACUGGAAGCUACAAAACCGGUGAGACAACUGUGUGUAAUGUUGCUGUACCUGAAAAAACAUUUGCAUGCAACCGUUGACUUUCGAUCCUCUCUUGCAAACUUCUUUUAAUUGUUUUUUUGCAGUUGACUUUUGCCAGAUUUUAUCUACCUGCAUACUUGCCAGAGGCAGAAAAAGCAAUCUAUCUGGAUGAUGAUAUCAUUGUACAAGGUAAGACUCUAUGCACGACAUAUCUCAUUAACUGUAUAAAUUUCUAUGUAAUGCCAGAUAGAGAAAGGGUUUAUGCGUGGGUAUCUUGUUUGUUGGAUCACAGGGGACAUCCAGGAUCUUUUUGAAACUCACAUCAAACCAGGACAUGCAGCUGCUUUUUCAGAUGACUGUGAUUCAGCAUCUGCCAAGGGUAUCAUUAGAGGAGCUGGAAAUCAGGUAGGCAUAUCUUGCAGGAGUUGUCAAUGAGUUGUCAGUUAUUAUGAGACUAUCAGAAUCUGCAUUGUUUCCUUAUAGUGACUCUUGGCUUAACAUCAAAUCUUUCCUAGAAUAACUACAUAGGUUUCCUGGAUUUUAAGAAGGAGGCAGUCAAGAAGCUGGGGAUGAGAGCAACCACAUGCUCCUUUAACCCCGGACUCAUUGUCGCCAACCUGACCGAGUGGAGGUACCAGAACAUCACCAAGCAGCUGGAGCACUGGAUGGAGCUCAACACACAGUACGUUACAGAAAGUUGUAAAAAUAUGGGUAAAUAAGAGGUGGUUUUUCCUGCUAAAAAUUUGAAAGUAAGGCAAAAUAGAUUCUAAUUCUGAAUAUUACAGAUCAACUGGACUUUUUCAGAUUGUAUUCAUCAAAAUCUGUUGUGUUUUUUAUUUCAGAGCUGAUCUGUAUAGUAAGACACUAGCAGAAAGUAUCACCACCCCUCCUCUUCUCAUAGUUUUCUACAAACGUCACUCCAGCAUCGAUCCCAUGUGGCAUGUCAGGCACCUAGGUAAGUUCUAUUUAGCUACUAAAAGGGAACAGAAAGCAAUACUUUUUGAUUAAUCUGUCCGUACAUGGGGUGCUCAGCUGGUAGAGUCAGCAACCCCUGUACAGAGGCUGCAGUUCUGAUUGCACUGGUUGUAAAAACAGUUUCAGGCAUGGCUGGUACAUGUCAUUCCCGUUAUCUCUCCCCACAUUACUCUAGCUAUCAUAUCAAAAUAAGGGCAAAAGCCCCCCUAAAAAUGUUUUAAAAAAGCAGUUUUAUCACGUUGUCAACUCAAAUAUUCCUGCGAGGUUUGUUUAAUACUACCAAACAUCUGUAACCACAGUUUUGGUUAUAGGAUGUUUUAUCAAAAACUUGCCUCAGGUGUAAGUGCCAUCCAUCCUAUGGAUAUACUAUUUAUUUUUAUAAGAAAGCCACAAGCUUAAUUUUCUAGUGUUGAUCAAUUCCUUCAUGUUAUUUUAUGUCUUUUUGUUUGUUUAAGAGCAUGUAUUCAGUCUAAAUGUACUAGUAAUAGUGACUUAGCAAGCUCCUGCUGACCAUAUAUUUCUUCAGUAUGUUAAAACAAUCAAGUUUGAUGUACAGCACAACCUUGUUUUUCAGGCACUACAGGCGCUGGGAACCGUUACUCCACUCAGUUUGUGAAAGCUGCCAAACUCCUCCACUGGAACGGACACUAUAAACCAUGGGGGAGAACUUCUUCUUUUACUGAUGUUUGGGAUAAAUGGUUCAUCCCAGACCCCACGGGAAAAUUCCACCCCGUGAGAAGACACACAGACUGAAAAUUUGGAUUCAAUAAUUUUUAAUUUUUUAAAUUUUUUACCAGCAGACCCAGCCCUGUACCAGGAACACUCCUGUGAUAUCUCAGGAACUCAGUAAGGCCUUUUCACUUCAGAUCUUUCCUCCUCAUAGCGUGUACGCCUGUGUGCGCCUCACAUUCCCUCAAAUGCACAGAUAUGUUUUUAUUCCACUUAUUUAGCUUAAUAUAGCCGAGAGCAAACAAAUACUCAACAUUCCUUCUGUCAACAUUUUAUGACCCGCACUUCUCAAAGUUUCAGAGAACUGUUUUACUUAAGAGGCCAAGACUGUUUUCCCCAGCAUGCAUUCAGUGUCACUGAGCUUAUGUUACAGUGUGCCAAACAACCUUGAACAUCUUAAGCUAUUGUCAUGGCUACAGUGGGUUUGUUUAUACUUUAUGUUAUAUUUAUUUACUUUGCAACCACAAGCAGUUUCCAGAGUAACCUCAGCUAUUGUGCUGUAGCGCAGUUGGACCUAUGAACUGUUACACUAAAAAAACAUCUGUUUGGUGUGUUUUCAUUACAUUAAAUGUGCAUAAGUCUUUUCUUGUUACCUCACUUCAAACCAUCCUGUGGAAAAAGGAACUAUACAGAAAAGACAAGAGAUCCUGCAGUCUGUGUCCUUGUCAUCUGACUGAAAAUGUUCAGAUCUGAGGUUUACAAGUAUGAACCAGUCAUCUAUUGACAUAAUCAUGAUUUGUACCGUUUAUCAUUGAAGUAUGCCAUAAGUAACUUAUUCUGUAUUGUGCUGCCUCUCAUACCGACCUGGCUGUUGAACUGUUUUUAAUGAUCAUUUUUAUUGCAUGGACCACUGAGCAAACUUUUCUACAAAACUCAUUAGUCUCCAGCUCUGCCUGUCAAGUUUUCCCGUUGUCCAAAACGGUUCACCUUGCUGGUGUAAAUAUUUGUAUUUUUUUAAUUGAACGUAAAAUAAAAUUUUUAUUGUUUUAAUGGUGUUUUUUUUUUUAAAGUUGGCCUUUCUCAAAAAGUAAUGUUUUUUAAAAAUCGUCACCCUAUUAAAAUAAUGGACUAAAUAAUUUUUUGACCUAAGUCAUCUCUUAAUAAUGCCGGCCAUCUCUGGUAGAAUCGCCUAAGGAUCAUGGCAUGAUCCUUUCAACUAAGGAAUUAGGCAAUUUUACCAUUUUGUCAAAAAAUGACUUGGGCCAUUUUUUUUUUAAUAGGAUGACAAUUUCCUUCGAGGAGAAGUAGUAAAACAUAAAAGCCACAAACAAAAUGGGCUUGUAAUUUCUAGAGAAGUCAACUGUUGAAGUAAUGCAAUUCUUUUUUUUAAACUAGUAAAAGAAAUAAGCAAACAUAUGAAGUCUUCAUAGAGGUUUAUUACAUAUGCGAUCUAUUUACAGUUUUCUGUGCCGACAGAUAGAUUACAGGUAACCUUUAGACAUUUAAAAUCAUGCUUCCCCUCCAGUAACAUCAGAGGGAAAGAAAUCACUGGAUUUAUACAAAACCACUGAAUGGAUGAAAUCCAUUUCCUAGGUGGGAGCUACUCUUCUUGAGUGAAAAAUGUAGUCCAUGACAAAAGGUGAGUCCAGGCCUAGGAGCUUAGCCAAUGAUGCUUUUUACACUAAUUUUGAACUCUGGCACAUCCAGGUAUGCAAGCCAACCAAACAGUGAGUACAAUUCCACAAUAUUGAGGCAAGGCUCAUUUAAAGUCUGUGUUGAAGUCAUAGGCGUCAUCUGAUGAAGCUGCAGGGAGACUGAUGUUGAUGGGGGCUGAAUGGAACUGCACACGGGCUGUUUUUUCUGGAAGACAAAAAAAGAUGUAAAAAUAGGGCAGGUAUUAUCGAUGAAAACAUUUUUGGACGCUAUGAAUAAAACUUACUUUCGGGUGACUUA